UGCUUUAGCUGGAUGGCUUUCACUUCUGCUUAAUAAAAGAAUCCUUUUGAACAACUACGUUUCAAGAGUUCGUACUUUCUUAAGUUGGAAGGAGAGGCGAUCCUUACAGAAAGCACAAUCUGCAAAACGGUCAACCCAGAGAAGCAAUCUUUGCUCUACUGAGGGGACCUUGCAAACCAUGUCUGAACAAAGCAGAGAGCUGGGAGAAACCGAUUGCUGGGGAGAGACAGUAACCGCCACCCAGUUGGAUGCCUGUUUCGUGCAACCCAUCGGAGAGGAUGAGGUAACCCUGGAGAAUCCGGAAAAGCUCCGCUGGUUGAUUGGCAUCGGGAAGAAAGAUGGCUGGGAUGAGAGAACCAGAGGAGUCACCCUCAACCGUGGCAACCGAAAACCGGGGUGGAAACUGGAACUAGAAGCCCUUACUGACCAGGGGGGACUGACCGAAGCACCCCUGAGGGAGGACUAUCUGAAGAGGCAUAUAACCCAAUUGGUGAUGGAAACUUUGGAAAAUCUCAACAUCUGAAGGGAGCCAGGACAACAACCAAAGAGCACUGAAAGGGCAGCAGUCAUGGAUGAUGCCAGGGGAGGCACCCCCCUCCGGGAGCUUGCCUAUCGAGCAGAUGGUGCAGCAGCAGUGGGAGAAGACCCAGCAAACCCUCCUCCCCUAGGCAGCACGCACACCGGCGCCUAUUCCCAACCAACCCUGGGCUCCUCAACUGGAAAGAGAAACUCCCCGCCUUGGGGUGAAGUUUGAUGGGAAUCUGCAACAAUUAGGAUUCUUUGUGGCACAUGUGCUCACCUACAUGCAAGAGUAUGGGCGUGAUUUCCAAACCCAAGGCUCCCGACUGCGAGUUGUGACCCUAGCCCUAGAGGGUGCCGCAGCCAGAUGGAUGGUGACCCUACAUAAUGCCAACACACCAGAACUGCAGGAUUUUGACCGUUUCAUGAUGGCCCUACGACGUCGGUUCGAGAACCCACUGGCAGAUUGCAAAGCACGCGACCGCAUUAAGGUGGUGAAGCAGGGGCGACGGCCAGUAGCAGAGUAUACUGAAGAGUUCCAGGACCUCGCGUGUCGUGUGCACUGGCCGGAAGAUAUUUUGGUGAGCUGUUUCAAGGACGGGCUGAGUGAUGAUCUAUACAAUGCCUGCAUGGCCCAAGGGGCACCGAAUGACCUACAUGAAUGGUAUGUCACUGCCGAAGAAGCUGAGAUCAAUAUGGCCAGAAACCAGUAUCGAGUGGGGCGAGCAUGGAAGAAAUCCUCACCCCAAUGGAAGCAAGAGCCCCUCAAACCACAAACCACAUUCUCCCCGAGAUCUUCAGCCUGUUUCAAGUGUGGAAAAGAAGGGCACCGAGCUGCAGAGUGUUGUUCACAAACACCCGCCCGGAACCACCCACCAGGGGAGGAUCCUGCAAAACUGGAUCAGCGUGGGAAGGAGACUGCUCUGAGGAGCAGGGAGACGGUAGAAGCCCCAUCCCCUCCCCUCUUUGGGGAGGAAACCCUGGCAUCUGAACAGGAGGAAUCACACUCAUUCGGAAGCGAUCCAGAUGAUGAGCCAUUGUCUAUCAGAGAAGUGACUGGCUACGUCUUGGUAGCGCUGAAUCAAUUUGAAUACCUUCCUUUGGAAAAUCUGCGGAUCAUUCGUGGAACAAAACUGUAUGAAGAUCGCUCUGCACUGGCCAUCUUCCUCAAUUACAAAAAAGAUGGGAGUUUUGGACUGAGGCGGCUUGGGCUGAAGAACUUGACAGAAAUCUUAAAUGGAGGAGUGUAUGUUGGCCAGAACAGAUUUCUUUGCUACGCAGAUACCAUUCAAUGGGAAGAUAUUGUUCGCAACCCUAUGGCUUCCAAUUUCUCUGUGGUUCCAAAAAACAGUAGCACAGACUGUGGACAGUGUCACAAAUCCUGUGGAAAUCGAUGUUGGGGACCUUCAGCGGAUCAGUGCCAGAGUUUAACAAAAGUGGUGUGUGCGGAGCAGUGUGAUGGGCGAUGCUAUGGACGUUCUGUCAGCGAAUGUUGCCAUCGAGAAUGUGCAGGAGGCUGUUCCGGACCCAAAGACACCGACUGCUUUGCUUGUAUGAACUUUAAUGACAGUGGUGCCUGUGUCACCCAAUGCCCACAGACUUCAGUCUACAAUCCUGCUACAUUCCAGAUGGAAACCAAUCGAGAUGGCAAAUAUACUUACGGUGCUUUUUGUGUCAAAAAGUGUCCACACAACUUUGUGGUUGAUAUCAGCUCGUGUGUACGUGCCUGUCCGAGUCCCAAGAUGGAAAUAGAGGAAAAUGGAAUUAAGACAUGUAAACCAUGCACUGACAUUUGUCCUAAAGCUUGUGAUGGCAUAGGUACAGGAAGUUUGAUGUAUGCUCAAACUGUAGACUCCAGUAACAUUGAUAAAUUUAUCAACUGCACCAAGAUCAAUGGGAACUUGAUCUUCCUUGUCACUGGAAUUCGUGGGGAUCCAUAUCACACAAUUGAAGCGAUUGACCCGCAGAACUUACAUGUCUUCCAAACAGUGAGAGAGAUAACAGGAUUCUUGAAUAUACAAUCCUGGCCUGAAAAUAUGACAGAUUUUAGUGUGUUUUCAAAUCUGGUAACUAUUGGUGGAAGAGCACUAUACAGUGGUCUUUCCUUGCUUAUUCUCAAGCAGCAAGGAAUUAGAUCUCUCCAGUUCCAGUCCCUGAAGCACAUCAGUGCUGGGAAUGUCUACAUAACUGACAACAGUAAUUUAUGCUACUAUCAUACUAUCAACUGGACCAGCCUCUUCAGCUCACCUAACCAGAAAACUGUCAUCCACAGAAAUAAGAGGGCUGAGAACUGCACUGCAGAAGGGAUGAUAUGCAGCCAUUUAUGCUCAAAAAAUGGAUGUUGGGGGCCAGGGCCAGAUCAGUGUUUAUCAUGUAAACACUUCAUCAGAGGAAAAACCUGUGUAAAGUCUUGUCACCUUUAUGAAGGGGAAUACAGAGAGUUUGCAAAUGGUUCAGUUUGUGUGGAAUGUGAUCCGCAGUGUGAGAAGAUGGAUGGAAACAGAAUAACUUGCAGGGGGGCUGGACCAGAUCAUUGUACCAAAUGCUUUCAUUUUAAAGAUGGCCCCAAUUGUGUUGAAAAAUGUCCUGAUGGUGUACAAGGGACAAACAGCUUCAUAUUCAAAUAUGCGGAUGAGGAUCGUGAAUGUCGUUCUUGUCACCCAAAUUGUACCCAAGGGUGUAGAGGCCCCACUAGGCAUGACUGCAUUUACUAUCCGUGGACACGCCAGUCCACAUUACUCCAGCACGCUAGAACUCCCCUGAUUGCUGCAGGAGUGAUUGGAGGACUCUUCAUCAUCGUCAUUUUGGGUCUUACAUUUGCAGUUUAUGUGAGACGUAAGAGCAUUAAAAAAAAGAGGGCUUUACGAAGGUUUCUGGAGACCGAGCUGGUAGAACCUUUGACUCCUAGUGGCACAGCACCCAAUCAGGCACAACUUCGCAUUUUGAAGGAAACUGAGCUAAAGCGCGUCAAGAUCCUUGGAUCUGGGGCCUUUGGAACUGUAUAUAAGGGCAUUUGGGUUCCUGAGGGAGAGAGUGUGAAGAUUCCUGUAGCAAUUAAAAUACUGAAUGAGACAACUGGUCCAAAGGCUAAUGUGGAGUUUAUGGAUGAAGCACUUAUAAUGGCAAGUAUGGACCAUCCACAUCUGGUUCGGUUAUUAGGAGUCUGUUUGAGCCCCACCAUCCAACUAGUUACUCAGCUGAUGCCCCACGGUUGUUUAUUAGACUACGUGCAUGAACAUAAAGAUAACAUUGGUUCCCAGGUUUUGCUGAAUUGGUGUGUUCAGAUAGCCAAGGGAAUGAUGUACCUGGAAGAGAGGAGACUGGUUCAUCGAGAUUUGGCAGCACGAAAUGUCUUGGUGAAGUCUCCAAAUCAUGUGAAGAUCACAGACUUUGGUUUGGCUAGGCUACUGGAAGGUGAUGAGAAGGAAUAUAGUGCUGAUGGUGGAAAGAUGCCAAUAAAAUGGAUGGCUCUUGAGUGCAUACAUUAUAGGAAAUUCACACACCAGACAGAUGUUUGGAGCUAUGGUGUCACCAUUUGGGAACUUAUGACCUUUGGUGGAAAGCCUUAUGAUGGGAUUCCAACAAGAGAUAUUCCUGACUUGUUAGAGAAAGGAGAGCGGUUACCGCAGCCUCCUAUCUGCACCAUUGAUGUUUACAUGGUAAUGGUGAAAUGUUGGAUGAUUGAUGCUGAUAGUCGGCCCAAGUUCAAGGAGCUGGCUGCUGAAUUUUCUAGAAUGGCUCGGGAUCCUCAAAGAUAUUUAGUCAUUCAAGGUGAUGAUCGUAUGAAGCUACCAAGCCCAAAUGACAGCAAAUUUUUCCAGAAUCUGCUGGAUGAGGGAGACCUGGAAGACAUGAUGGAUGCUGAAGAAUAUCUUGUCCCUCAGGCAUUUAAUAUUCCUCCACCCGUAUAUACGUCAAGGGCAAGAAUUGACUCCAACAGGAGUGAAAUUGGACACAGCCCUCCUCCUGCCUACACCCCUAUGUCAGGAAAUCAGUUUAUCUACAGAGAUGGAAGCUUGUCUACAGAACAAGGAGUUCCUUUGCCAUACAGAACUGCCAUACCAGGCAUAGCUCCAGAAGUUCCCAUCAGGCAAGGAGCUGCUGAGAUCUGUGAUGACACUUGCUGCAAUGGUACUUUACGGAAACAAGUGGCAAGUCUUUCACAAGAUGACAGUAUCACUCAGAGGUAUAGCGCUGACCCAACAGUUUUUAUCCCAGAGCGAGGGCCAAGAACUGAGCUGGAUGAAGAAGGGUAUAUGACUCCAAUGCCAGAAAAGUGCAAAACAGAUCACCUGAAUCCAGUGGAGGAGAAUCCAUUUGUUUCUCGGUGGAAGAAUGGUGAUCUUCAAGCUCUGGACAACCCAGAUUAUCACAACAGCCAAACUGGGCAGUCCAAAGUCGAGGAUGAAUAUGUGAAUGAGCCCCUGUACCUCAACACCUUUGCAAGCACCUUUGAAAAUGCAGAGUACCUGAAGAAAAAUGGGCUUCCAUUGCCAGAAAAGCCCAAAAAGGCAUUUGAUAACCCAGGUUAUUGGAAUCACAGCCUGCCUCCUCGAAGUACCCUACAGCAUCCGGACUACCUGCAGGAAUACAGCACAAAAUAUUUUUACAAACAAAAUGGAAGGAUCCGACCCACUGUGGCUGAGAAUCCCGAAUACCUCUCAGAGUUCUCUCUGAAGCCUGGCAUGAUGCUGCCUCCUCCACCUUACAGACACCGAAACACAGUAGUGUAAUCCCAGGGAGAAAUGGGGAAACCAUACCAGCACUCUCUUCCUCUCCUUCCUCCUCCCCCUUUUCUCUUCCUUCCCCCUUUUCUUACUUUCUCUUGCCAAAUCUUCCCUCCAUUUGAUGUCUGCAAAGAGAAGGGAGAGAGAAUCAUUUAAAUCAAUGAUUCCAGAAAUUUAGGAAGAAGCAAAAGAAAAAAAAAGUCUGGCUUUUCUUCCUUUCCAAGCACUUCUUUUAGAGGAAGAAAAGAUCAGACCAGCCACGCAUGCUAGGAACUGCCCCUGAAGUGGUUGCCUGCUGUCAGGCUGGUGUUCUUAUAGGGAUCCAGCUUGGGGGCUGCCAAGAAAGUCACCCUGGUCAGUUUCUAUCAGCAGGAAGUGCCAGAGCCACUGAAGCAUUCCUGCAGAAGGCAAGGCAGUUUCAAAAGGUGGGAAAGGGGUAGAAAAAGACAAUUUUUAUACCAUAGGUAAUGAACUAAUGACUGAGAUUGAAAGGCCAAUUUCUUUAACCUUUUUUUUAUUCUGCCCGCUAAUCAAAAUGUCUAAUCCAGCUUGCUUAUGGCCAGUUGCUCUCUCUACUUUUGCAGUUGUGAAUUCUUUUCCAAGGCAGAGACCUCAUUCAUUCCUGUUCUGGUGCAUGAAAUUACAGGUGGCUACAAGUCGAAAAUUGUAUCAGGACACACACUCAUACACAUGCAAACUAACUUGGGCUUUUUGAGGGCACAGUGCCAAUGAAUAUUGAAUAUUUAUAUAAAGAGAGCCUCCUGUUCAUGUUUUAUAUACAUUGAAUGCCACAUGUAAUAAUUCUCCCCUCCAUUUCUUUAUCAGCUAAAGCUGAGAGCAUUAUAUAGCACUAGAAGGAAGAAUAACACUGGAUUUUUAAACACUUUAACGUUUUUAAGGCAGGGUCAGGAGGGAAAAUAGAAAAAGAAAAAAAUAAGGACAGGUAAAACACACUCUGGAAAUCACUGGAAAAUUAGUUUGCACUUAAACUUUUCUUUUUCAUUCUCUUUAUAUUUUCUCCUUACUCUGAACGUUAUUCUGGAAUCUGAAUGAAGCAAUAUGGAAGUGACCAGCAAAAUAAAAUAAUUUAAAAUGUAAAAUGAAUAAUAAUAUAAAUAUAUAUACUAUAUCUAUAUAUGAAAGGUGACUCUGGAAUUGCCAAAACAAAGUGAAAGUCAAGCCUUUGGAACUUCAUUCAUCAGUGCAACUACAACUACUCACAGGAAUAAUAUUGAAGUACCAACUUUGGAUAUUGGCUCUUACAAGAAAAGGAACACAUAUGAAGGGAACUCUGAAGGUAAAAGGGGGAAGGACUGAUUUGAGCUUCCCAGUAAAGACUAUUGUGAGACUGUUAUUGAGAAGUUUUGUUCUAGCACAAAGAAGAAAUACUAAACAAGACCUUAAACAAAUUAAGGGUGUUUGUGGCUGUUAUAUUCUCAGUCAAAUCUGUAAGUAAUCUCCCAGCAUUUGCUUAUUUAUUUUUUACUUUUGGCUUUUACAUGUUGAUUUAAAGAAAAAUAAUUGGUUCCUUGAAAUUGUAGCAUUGAAAGGCACAAGAAUAGAAAAAGAAUCACUUCAAUUCUCAAAACUUAAUAUAUUUGAAAUGCACUUUUAGGAGGAAUCAGUUACCUUAGUGUAUACAGUCUGCUGUUUAUUAAUUUCAAAACAGAGAAUAAAGAUAGAAGAACAGAGAAUCAGUGUAGAAAUAAGAUUUGUACUUAACUCUGAUGGACAAAAUUUAAGGAGUGCAACAAGAUGAGGAUUGUCUUCAGAAAUAUAAAGAAGCAUAUUAAGAAACUCUUGCAAGAGGUAGGCUUUGGACUUACUUACUUAACAGCUGAUGGAUAUAAAAGCUGAUACUCUUAAAUAGCAGGUCCUUAUUCAUUCAUUUGGUAUGCUGUAUGAAAGGCAUGUUCUUUUGGGAUUCAGCAAAGAACAAAACAUAUCUCAUGAGGUUAUCAGUGGCAGAAUGAUUUUACUGGAGAUUAAGGCAGGAGCCAAAGCAUGACACACACAGCAAGUAACCUGGACAGAUCUUACAGAGCCAAUUGUUAGGAUGCCUACAGCUGGGACCACAAAGGACCCAAACAAGUAGGUUAGAUAAAAAAGAACCAAGCCAUCAAAUCGUGCAACACCAAAUCCAUUUGGAAAGCAGAUAAUACAAAAUUAAUUGCUCUGCCCAUGAUCAAUCUAGAAUAUUGCUUGCUGGUAUUCUCAAAUUAGAAAACUCAGAGGUUAAUGACAUUUAGAUAAGUAUUUGAACUUAUCGUUUUAAAACAAGCUUUCUGACUUUAUAUGGAUAUUUUUCUUCAGAUAAGCAAUUUAUUUUUCUUCAAGGUGCAGUUUGUUGGAUACCCUUAACCCCAAAACUCCACAUAUUCUGCAGGUAUCCAUAGAAAAAGUAUAAGACAGUAAACAAUAUCUCUGCUUAAAUGUGCACAAUAGUUUCCUUUUUUCUUUCUUCCUAUUUAAUAUGAAAUGAAAUUUUGAUGAGGGCCAAAUUUUCAGGUAGGCUAACAAAAUCCUAACUCUAUAGGUCUCCGUUGCUAACUAUGAUGAUGCCAAAAUGGCAAAACAAGCAUUAUGAUAACAUGAUGUAAAUUUCAUUUUUUUUCUACAUGCAUUGCAGUGUUGUACACAACACUGGGGUGGUUUGCAUCAGAAUAUCACAACAUAUAUUCUGCCACAUGUCCCAUCCUUGCAGACAUCCAUGCCUUGCUUCAAACCUUGAUUUAAAAAAAAUUAACACUGCAGCCUUCUAAUUCUUCCUUAAAAGUUUAAUAGUUAAUAUAAUCCAGCUCAGUGACUUUGCUUUUGUUGCAAAAAGGAAAUGUAGUUGGAUAUACUUAUAUUUUAAAAGAGAAAAGAAUGGUCUUAAAAAUCAGGAAUAUUUGAAAAUCAUUGCUUUAUCUUCUGUAGCUAUCUUCAUUUUAAAAGCAUGUAUCUUCUAGUUUCCUGACUUACAUUUAUAAUCAGCCAUAGCCUUGUAACCAAUAUUUAUUGGCUAAAGGGCACCGUAUGGGACCUAGUGUGUGAUCUGUGUAUGUUACAGUCCAAAUGCCUAAAUCAUUGAUUCUUCCAGAUUGAUAGCUUGUUAAAUCCUGCAAUUAGCAGUAGCUUCCAUUCUUCUCAAUAGUUAUUGCUCCCUACCUAUGGACAGAAUUUGCCAGAAGGAGCCAUGAAACUUCAAAACUUCUAAUUUUCCAAAGAAAUAGCCAUUAACUGGCACAUUUCUGUGUCCCGCCUAUAAGUCCUUAAGAGUUUCCUGUGUAAAUUGCAUCUCCCUUGAUUCUAGAAGAGAGCCUGGCAGGUCAGACUCCUUAUUCCACUGCUGGCUCCAGUGAAAAUCACAAGAUCUGUUUUAAUUGUAGAUAUUAUAGUAAUGGAGUUGCAGAGCCAGACCCUAGAACAAACUUGUCUUCCAUUGCAAUACAGGACUGCUUAUUUAAACAUGUUUUUAUGAAUGGAUAGCUUUUUUUAUGAAUGGAUUUGAAAGGAAGGUAAUCCUUUCCUGCUACAUUUCAUGCAAAUGCAGCUCAUUAUAUACACAGUUUCUUUUAAACAAUCCCACACUUAAUAGUUAUGAGGUGGUAUUUUAAAAACUCAGUAAUUAAGUAAAUAAAUCAAACUAAUUAUAUUGCAAAUUUCUCCAUGCAGAAAUUAGGACAUCAUUGGGCCAAUGUUAAGGCAUGUUUCUCUCUAUACUUCAUCAUAAAGCCUAGGCAGAUUGAAUCCUAACUUCAUUAUAUUAGUUUUAUUUUCUCAUGUAAAAUAUUGGACUGUAUAGUAAUAGAUGUUAAAAUUCAGGAUUACUAUUUUUCUUCUUUAGGAUUUUAGAAUGAAAGUAUUUGAAUCAGAAAGAUAGCAUAAAAUUUUAGUUUUUCCAACCAAUAGUUAAUUCAAAAUCUCCCAGUAGCUGUAGCUGUGAAACUGUGAUUAUCAUUGAUCUUUAAAGUAUUGUCCAAGCUAUAAAAAUUAAUAUUCUAAAUGACAGUACAAAAAAAAAAACAAUUGAAAAAUGAACUAAAUGUACUACUGGCCAGGGUUAAUAUCCACAAAUAUCUCAGUGAAAUCUAUUUGUGUAAUUUACAUAAUUCUCAUUUGUCAUACGAGGCAUGUAAUUAGUGCACAAUAGUAAUAAGGAAAUCCACCAUACCACAACUUCCUGCUGGUUCAAGAUUGGUGUACAAUUUGUUUGAUUUCAUACUGUCAGAUUGUUAGAGACUUGAGACAGUAUUGUCAUGCUCAGGCACCUGAAAUUUAAUUGAAGCUACUUUUAAUUGCUGUUUGAGAAUCCUGUUUUCUCAAUGGAAGGAACCCCUGUUUCAUCCCACUUCCUCCUAGCAACAUAAACCAGCAGCCAUAUUUAUUGCAUUGGCAAUAAAUAUCUCCUCUGGAAGGAAGAAAGAAUGGUGUAAAAGUCAACCAUUCUGAGCAAUCUUCCUUUGCUUUUGCCGCAGCAACCCCCAAUACAUCCUUCAACUCCAGGGAUUAGACCCUGAGCCUCUGUGAAGGAAGGCCCCAGUUAAAAACGUUCUGUCGGAGUGCUAAGGUUACUUUGCGGCAGCAUGUUGACUGAAUGUAAGAAGGCAGCUUCACAGCUGGGAUCUUUUUUUCUUGUGCCAAAACAAGUGCACCCCAAAUGCAUUGCAAGUCAGUGGAUUGGGAACCAGUGCUAUCACUUAUCCUUUUUUGCAAUGAGCAGGAUUUUUGUUUCUCUUUGAAAUGGCAUUUUCUGCGCUCUCAGCUAGAGGGGCCAUAAUUGGCUAAUGGUUACUUCAGCAGUUCCAUGCAUGUUGAUGCGGAGAGCAGGAAAGCAAUGGCAUGUUAAUAGAGGUAAUGCCUCAAAGUGAAGGCCAAAGUGGUUCUUAGCUGCAAUUCAACUGCAUCCCUUGAGGGGAUUCUUUUUUAUGCCAUCUAUUCUAUCAGCAUGCAUUUUUGGUGCUUGUAAUUGUUCUGGUGCUUCAGAAAGUUUUCUGCCCAUGGUGGAGGAGAAAUCCCAUAGGUGUAAUUGUAUACCCAUGGAUUAUACAGGCAAAUAAAUGAAUACAAUUCUACGAAUUAGAGACUAUAGUGAAUCAAAGACUAUGACAGUCUUCCAAUACUUAUUCUACAAAGCACCUGAGGGCAGGACAGGAAAUAAUGGUUGGAAAAUUAUUAAACAGAGAUCCAACCUAGAAAUUUCCUGACAGUGAGAACAAUUAAUCAGUGGAACAGUUUACCUCAGGAAGUUGUGAGUUCUCCAUCACUGGAGGUUUUAAAGAAGACAUUGCACAGCCAUAUGUCUGGAAUGGUAUAGGGUUUCCUACUUGAGCAGGGAGUUGGACUAGAAGACUUCCAAGGUUGCUUGGAAGAUCUAAGUUCUAAAACUAAUUGAGAGCUUAACAUUUCACAAGAAAGUGUAUCUUGGGGAGUACUAACCCUACUCCUAAUACUUGUGUUUUUAUGAUCAGUACUGUGGAUUAAAUGUCUUAACUGAUAUAGGAAUCCUUAUCAAACUAGUUGGAGAGAAAAUGUUGCCUCAGAAAGUCAUAACGCUGAGUACUGAAAGUCUCAGACUGAACUGAGCCGGCAUAAAUCAGAACCCUUCUACAGCCAAUAAACUGAACAAAAGCUAUCAUCCACAGACACCAUGAACUCUCAGCCAGCAUAAGAUAUACCAUUGUGAGUCAAAUGCAAUUGAAGGGUAUAUUACUUUUAAUCCCAAAAUUACCAUGUGGUACUACUAUGCAUACUACACAGUGUUUGAAACUGAAUACUUCCUUUGUACUAGAACCCCUUUUCAAGAGCCCUUAGAGCACCGGAGCAUUCUGUUUCAAACUAAAAAUGGAAGUCUAGUUAUAUGCUGUAAUUUUCUGCAUUAAAACCCCUCACAAACAGUAAAGGAAAAUAGAAGUCAUUUUUUUUUCUGCCAUAGCAGUAAUUUCUCCCCUGGAUCACUUUUCAAAUUCUGGAAAACACAGCAAUUAAAAGGAAAUGAAGUUUAUCCUAAAGUUUAAAUUCGAGCUAUAUCUUAAGACCCAACUACAUUGCAUGCCAUGCAAAUUAAUUUUCAUCCUAUUAGGUUUCCUAUAGAGAACAGCUAGGACUGCAAGGGGUACUUUUACCAUUGUGUUCAAUGGUGGAGAAAAAAAUCCAAGCAAAAACUAUACUGUAAAGUGGCAUAGGAUGCAAAAUUUAUAUUCUGCUAUGAGGUGGUCCCAGCUCUUAUUCAAUUCUUCCCCUUCCCCACCCAAGACAUAUUUGCAAACAUGUGAGCCAAUUUGGUCUAGUGAUUAAGGCAUCAGGCUAGAAACCAGAAGAUUAUGAGUUCUAGGCCUCCCUUAGGCAGAAAAGCUCAACUUCACACAGGGUUGUUGUUGUUGUGGGAAGAAGAAGGAUUAUGUAUAUUUACUACUUUGAGUUAUUUAUUAAAAUAAGAAAAGUGGGAUAUAAAUAAAGUGUGGAAUAUAUCAAAUUGUCACAUACUGUUCUGCAAAAGAACCAUUGACUUGAAUGACAGGAUUUACUUACUACAAAGGGAAAUUUCUAUAUGUACUGUAAAUUCCUCUGUAUGUGUAAAUCUAGACAUGCCCUCUCUUAGAAAUUUCCACCAGCAUGUACUUGUGAUUUGAAAGUGUCCACUUCAGUCUCCCCUCUCCCAUUUGCAGCAUCUAGUCCUUUGGCAAGAAGCAUUGCCUAUCACUGCAGUCUGAUCUGUUCUAGAAAAUACAGAUUCCUAAUACAACUUAAUCUCCAUCUCAUUUAAAAACAUUCCUUGCUUUAUAUCCAACCUAUUAUUCAUUUAAAUACAAGGUAUUGUAUAGGAUUAAUAUGCUGGGACUAUGUUGUACAAAAGCGUAUAAACUUAAAGGAAGCUUUUGUCUUCCGAAUCACUGAAGUGAAUUCAUCUUCAAAAUUGAGUUCCUUUUGUUAGCCAUCUCUGCCAGCUAGUUUACAGCACAUAUUCUGCAAUUGUAGAAGCUAUAAGAACCAACUGUAUCAAUUUAGCAAAGAGUUAUGAUACCUAACCACACCUUAUGUUAGUCUUCCAUAUUUAAUAUUUUUGCAUGCUGAAAUGCUUGCAAAAGCAUUCAGUAAUUAAUGUUUGUUUGGGCAGCCAAGAUUUGAAGACAGAGAUUUGAAUAUAGAGUUCUAUGGAAAAUAUUCCAAUUCUUGAAAGUUAUAUGCUCCAGAGAAGAAAUUGUUAUUAUUAUAAUCAUUCUCUAAUUAUUGUAACAUUACUCUUUGUUGAUAGAUUAGCCUAUCAAAAUGUAAAGCCAAAGAUCUAGUCUAUUGUAUAUCAGUUUAAUUUUUGAUCAUGCCUGGUCUUGAGAAAGCUGCAAAAAAACCCAAUGUGGUUUGAACCAAGAGACAGAUUGAAGGCUUCAAAACCAAUGAAGACGUAGGAUAGAUAAUUUUCUCUAUAUCUAUCUAUUAUUUUGUUAAUAUAUUUGUUCCUCAUGAGAUCAUUUUAUUCUAAUGAAAUCUAAUGACUUUGGCAUGUGACUAUAAUUUCAACAUUCCUUACAUUGUACAAGAUUUUCUUAAAAACCUGAUAUACAAGUGUCCUGAAUUUAAAGUGAAGUACCCCCCAUGAAAGCAGCAGCUGACUUGUUUAAACAACAUACUUUUUCAUUUGUAAAGUUCUCACAUUGCAGAGAUUGAGCGUUCUGGUAAAACAGAAUAAUCUGGGAUUGAAGAUAUUGUCAUCCUGUCUUAAGUUUUCAUUUAGAUAUAAUUUUCUUUAUGUCUUGAUUAUAUGCAUAUUUUUUUAUUCUACGCUAUUCUAUUAAACCUAUUUUCAUAUGAUACCCUGCUCUUUCCACAUGAGCAGUAAAUCUGUUACAUAAGCAGAAAAAUAGAUAGGCUUAGAAUUAGUAACAGUGCCCUUCAAACGAAGACAUUUUACAAGGAAAUAUUGAAUUUAAAAGGUUUCCUUGACAUUUGUUUUCUGCCCACAUUUUUUAUCUUUUUAACAUUUUAAUUAACUUUGUAGUCUUUGUAAUAUUUUAAUUUUCUGGGUUAUUUUCAAUACAUUAAAGUAAUAAUUUUAUACUGAGUUUUUUAAAUUUCAAAGUUUUCUUUAAUUCAACCUUUUCAGUUAAAAUCUUAGUACUUAAUAUUAUUGGUAUCAAGCAUUAAUAAAUAUGCAUGCAUGCCAUGUUUCUACAAUAGGCAUUAAUUUAAUACGGUGCAGAUAUUGUCAAAAGCCUAGGCAAUUGGUAUGUUGCAACUGCAUUUGAGCUUGCUGCAUUUGAGGGCAAAUAAAGGUGCUACAGGAUGAAUAAAAAUAAUGUAAAUCUUGUUCCUAUUCUAAACCUUUCAACCAGACAGUGUUGCUUAGCUGAAUCAGGCCCUUUAGUUGAUUGAGAGCAUCAUUGCUCUGGUUAAAGCAUUUAGAAUUUGAAGGCUGUUUUUCUCAAUUGCUUUGCUAAAACUUUUAUAGAGGUGCUAUAAGCAAAGCUGGGACAUAUCCACAUAUGCCAACUACAAUCCUCCAUAGCCAAAGGCAAGAAUCCCCAAACAAACUGGCAAAAGUGGUGUACAUAAAAAGAAGUGCACUUUUGGCAUACAGUCACAGCUGCCAUUUGCUCUUUUGCAACACAACACAUAUCCCACAGACACCUCUGUAAAACUGUGUCUUUUAUUUCUUUCAAUCUGCUGCAGAAAAUUUGUAUUCAACUUAAAAGGAAAUGGCAGAUUUCCAUACAUCUAUUUCCUUGUGAAAUAAUACUGCACAGAAAAAGUGUGUAUUUAGUGUUAAUUAUUACUGAUCAUAGUGGAAACAAUAGGGAGCAGCUGAGUAAGGUUAUUGACAUCAUUGUGGCACAACCACAGUCACCCUCUGAAGAAAUGCACUUACGUAAGCAAUGAACUAGAAUCACCUGGGGCCUAAGUAUGCAAAGUGGCUGAGAUGCUUUGAAGCUAUUGGCUUUAUAUUAAAAAGGGGGCGAGUUAUUUUGUCCAAAAAUAUAUCUAUAAAAGGAUCACUUUCUUUAGUUUCAGAAGGCAAAGGCUGUUUACAUUCUCCUCCAAAGUCAAGAAAACUGAUUGAGAAUGCUUAAUGAGGGGGUCAGUUUGAAUUACACUAAAACAGCCGUGAAAAGUUUUGUUUUCAGCCAGUAAAAAGAUUUUUAGAAAAUUUGAUCAGAAUAAUAAGAUUCAAACAGUGUAAAAUAGAGAUAAGUGGUCAUACAGCACUCAGAAGCCAUGCUUGCUGCUCACAACCAUCUAUUUGCAGACACUAAUGGACUGUUUUCAAACGAAUGUGGGACAUAAAAGUCAAAACUUUAUCAUCCUAGGAUGUAUUCCUAGACUUCCUGUAAGGUAUGCCAGCGGCCAAAAGCUUUUUCUUUUUUUUUUUUAAUUUUCAGGGAUCUCCACCUUUGGAGAUAGAAAUGGAUUCUCUAAUUCCACCCUCUUGCAAAUAUCCUCCCCAAUUGUAAACCUCUGAAAACAGGAGGUGGGGGGGAGAGAGAGAAUCAGUUCCCUUCCCCAUUAUCUCAGCCUAGAAGAGUGUAGGCAUGUCCAAUGCACCGAUGUUAAAGUGUCCUAAGAUAGGCUGGUAAUUCCCCAGUCAGUUUCUUAAAACUCCCUAAAAGUCCUGCACAAGAUAGGAUCCCAUUGCUGUGGAUACACAAAGAGAAAACACUGUAGCAGAUUAUAAAGAAAACAGAAGGAAAGAAAAAUGGGCAACAGAUCAAAUUUGGGGCUUUAGCUGACGAAGUGGCUAAUUGUAGAAGAAGAUGAAAUAGGCACUAUUCAGGAUAACUGAACGCACUGCAAGAUAAACCGGUUGAAAUGCACCUUUGGCAUAUUUGCAAGGAAAAGCACUUUCAUUGGGAUGAAUUUAAUAAACUUCAUUGAAAAGCAAUUGCACUCCACUGACAUGAAAGUCAGCUUGGGUAAUGACCUAUAAGCACUCCAGAGCCUAAAGUAUUUUUGGGGGAAUACCCACAGUAGUAAACUGUGAAUGCUAUUUUAUAAAUGUAGAUAUGUAAUCUGUUAUUUUGAAGUGAAGUACUCUGAAAUAUGUAGCAUAAAUUGGUACUGCUGUUGAAUGGGUCGAUAAUAAAACAAGCAGCUGUGCAAAGGACAAGCUAACUUUGAAUGCAGGGAAACAAAGGGAUACUGUGUAGGUAGAAAGUUCAUAAUCCAAUUCAUAAAUGACUUGGAUUUUUUUUUCUAGUUACCUUCUGCCAAAAUAAUUAGUGAUUAUUUUGUGAUCGGAGAUCUGCUUCUUAUGUGGCCAUGUUCAUUUAAAAGCAUUUAAAUUGUGCAAAAACUAAAGAGCAACUUAGAUAUUUUCAACAGCUUUCUACAAAUCUUCCAAGUUCUAAAGAUUUCUACUGAAGUCAUUUCAACUGUCAGUGGGACUAAAUUUGUUUAAAUCUGUGUAUUAUGCCAUGAUUGAGCAAUGGAUCAAACUCAAAAGCUGUGCAGUUACUUCUUGAUUCAUAUGCAAAAAUACUUAUUUAUAGCUAGAUAGGUACAGAUAAUCUGAAUAUUUUUUAAAAAUUACAAUUUCCUUCUGUACAUAGAUAUGUAAACAAAAAUAUCCAGGAUUCUGUUUUUUUCCUAUCUAACUCUGGUUAUUUGGCUGUCAUUCUAGAAAUGAUUUGUAGAUCCAUGUAUUUCUUUAAAUAAAUCAUUGAUAUAGAUUUGUAAUAACUAGCUUGCUACUUUUAGGAUGCUAGUCAUUGCUCUCUGGUUUAAAAGUAGCUUCACGUUUAUCACUGCAUUUGCUGAAGUAGGCACAAAUUUUUGAAAAUGCAGUGCACAGAGUGCCAAUCAGAGACCCCCAUCUGUAGUUCUAAUCAAUUUCCCUUUUUAAAUCCUACUUUUUAUUAUUAAUUUUUUUAAAAGAAGUACAUGCAUAUUUUCUUCCUUCAAAGAAAUUAUUAAAAUUAUCAAUGCAGCAAUCAUGAAAAUACUCAGAUAUUUCUAUUCAAUAUAUUAUUUUGGAUGUAUAAUUUUGAGAAAUACUGGAUUAUGCUUUCUUUGUAAUGAGUGAUGCUCUGGGGGACAGGGAGAGUGGUUUGUUUAUGAAUUUCUAAACUUCCCAUUUAUGAUUUUCCAAAAUUUGCAAUUUUGUAUUGCUUGCAAACUUAAAUGUAGCAAUUUCCCUACGUUCCAGGUAGUCUCAUUUAACAUGCUGAUAAAAAGACCAUAAUCUUGUGAACCCCUUCUGGGAAAGGCUGGUGAAACUAUAUUGUGAGUUUUGCAUCUUCAUUUCAUGUUGCACAAUGCAUUCAAAGUUAGCUGACCUUUUGAAGCAAACAUGAAAAAUAAAACCCUACUGUUUGUUAAUUUGAAAAUGUGAAUAGUAUUUUUAUAGCUUGUUAAAGAUAUGGCUAGUUGCAUUAUGUAAAUAAGGUUAAUGUAGCUUUUAUUUCCCUUUGUGGGCAUCAUUGUUUGGAACAUGAUUGUCUAAGGUUGAUUUGUAUAUAAGUGAAUGGUCUGUGAUUGCCCCUCUCGCCGCCUUCUUCCUAUUUCUCCCAUCUUGGUUUAUCUCUUUCCGGAUCCUGACUGCAUUUUGACAUUCUGUGUGAUUCUGUGUUAGCACUAUUGUGGUUUGUUCAACUUCCUGCACUUGCUUACACAGUAGGAUAUUGUGUGUGGUGUAUUGUUAUUUUAACUUUUAGUUUUUUUCAUCUUUCAGCUUUGAAGGAACAUGCACUGUUGAAAAUACACAACUGAUUUUUGUUAAUCAGUUUAGGCAUCUAAAUAUUUUAGUAUGAUUUCCCUUUCAUACUGGUUUUUUUAUUUCUUGUUUGGGAAGCUGGGGGAGAAACCAGUGUCUUCUUUUUCUUAGUGUGAUUACUUCCCACUCAACUUCCCUAUAAGGUCCUUUAGGGUAGAGCUUUACCUGUUUGUUAAGGCAAAUGUAGACUUUAGCCUGCUUUUGCUUCAUCUUACACUGAUCAUCCCAGCUGAACAAUUUGAAAACUGUUCUGCUUUUUUGUUACAUGAAUCUGUCAGAAAUAUAUUUUUAAUUUAAUAUAAAUGAACUUCAAUAAAAUAGCAAAC
This is a messenger RNA of Pantherophis guttatus, 17258 nucleotides long. Lineage: Eukaryota; Metazoa; Chordata; Lepidosauria; Squamata; Colubridae. The record is from RefSeq and is a predicted model, not a curated record.